Messenger RNA from Lynx canadensis (Canada lynx), 1502 nucleotides. RefSeq names its product ceramide synthase 4 (gene CERS4). Lineage: Eukaryota; Metazoa; Chordata; Mammalia; Carnivora; Felidae. Gene Ontology annotation, biological process: ceramide biosynthetic process. Gene Ontology annotation, molecular function: DNA binding; sphingosine N-acyltransferase activity. Gene Ontology annotation, cellular component: membrane. The record is from RefSeq and is a predicted model, not a curated record. Bases 208 to 1212 code for a protein of 334 amino acids. The transcript has 10 exons.
ACACCGAGCGCCUGCGUGGGGGCCACCGACGUGCCCGCGCUGGGGGCGCAGCCGGGGCCCUGGCCUCGCAGCCCGGCCGCGUAGACGGCUGGCAACGGCGUAAACAGACUCGGAUCGCUCCAGCCCGCGCUGAGUGCGGGGAAGACGACACCUCGGGGAGACGGGGAUGUGGUCCAGCUUCAACGAGUGGUUUUGGCAGGAGAAGUUAUGGUUACCGCCCAACAGCUCGUGGGUUGCCCUGGAGGACCGAGAUGGCCUGGUGUACCCCCACCCCCGGGACGUGUUGGCAGCCCUGCCCCUGGCACUGGCCCUGGUGGCCAUGCGCUUCACCUUCGAGAGCCCCAGAUGGCCUUCCUCGCUGCCCAGUGUGGCCUCACGCUGCAACAGACCCGGCGCUGGUUCCGGAGACGCCGGAACCAAGACCGGCCCUGCCUGAGCAAGAAGUUCUGUGAGGCCAGCUGGAGGUUUGUCUUCUACCUGUGCUCCUUCUUCGGUGGCCUCUCCGUCCUCUACCACGAGUCAUGGCUGUGGACACCGGUGAUGUGCUGGGACAAUUACCCAGAUCAGCCCCUGAAACCGGGCCUGUACUAUUGGUACCUCCUGGAGCUGAGUUUCUACAUCUCACUGCUGAUCACGCUGCACUUGGAUGUCAAGCGCAAGGAUUUCAAGGAGCAGGUGGCACACCACUUCGUGACCAUCACCCUGAUCGUCUUCUCCUACAGCGCAAACCUGCUGCGCAUCGGCUCUCUGGUGCUGCUGCUGCACGACGCCUCGGACUACCUCCUGGAGGCCUGUAAGAUAUUCAAUUACACGCGUUGGCGGAAAGCAUGCGAUACCCUCUUCAUCGUCUUCUCCUUGGUCUUCUUCUACACUCGCCUCGUGCUCUUCCCUACGCAGAUCCUCUACACCACAUACUACGAGUCCAUUGCCAGCUCGGGCCCCUUCUUCGGCUACUACUUCUUCAACGGCCUUCUCAUGAUGCUGCAGCUGCUGCACGUGUUCUGGUCCUGCCUCAUCCUCCGCAUGAUCUACAGCUUUACGAAGAAAGGCCAGAUGGAGAAGGACGUCCGCAGCGACGUGGAGGAGGCCGACUCGAGCGAUGGGGACGUGGCCCAGGAGUCCCUGCCGCUGAAGAACGGGGCGGCCCCCACCGACGGUCCUCGGAGCCGGGCGGCCGGGCGGCUGGCCAACGGGCACGCGCCAGCCACAUAGCCAGCCGAAGACCGGCCUCGCGGGCCUGCUCCCGGGGCCCUGUGGCUUGGAUUUGCGGGGCGGCAGGACCGGAGGCCCCGGGGCGGCUCUGGAGACAGGGAGGGACCUCCCGCAGGGGCAGGGGCAGGGCUGAUGAUCUGUCUCCAGCCCCCUCUCUCUGCCCACCCUUCCCUUCCCUUCCCUUCCCUUGGGCAACUGGACAGAGCUGGGGAGGGCGGGCGGUAGCCCGCCGGAGCCACCUCCAGGCUGAAAGGGGUCCAAUAAAACUUGAACGGAGCCAAGUUCUCUGA